Molecule: messenger RNA, 1110 nt
Organism: Cyphellophora europaea CBS 101466
Lineage: Eukaryota; Fungi; Ascomycota; Eurotiomycetes; Chaetothyriales; Cyphellophoraceae
Exons: 1
Coding region: 1-1110 (369 amino acids)
Source: RefSeq, a predicted model, not a curated record
AUGAAGCGCGGCGCUCUCCCCCUCAUGGCUUUGGCCGCUGGUGCUCUCGCCCAGGACACCACCACCAUCACCUACUCGGUGUGCCCUACCGCCACUACGACCACCAUCACCCUCUCCAACACCAUCACCUACUGCCCAGGUGGUUACUGCAACGUGACGCCCACUGGCACCGCCACUCCCAGCAUUACCGCGGCGCCUACCCUCCAGCCCGGCUGGAAUGACUACGGCUACGUGUCCAAGGUCCUCGCCAUCACCUUCACCGGCAAGGACGGCAAGGUCACCGAGCUCAACGAGUAUGUCACCGUCUACCCUGCGCCUUGCGCCAACGGCCCAGGCAUGUGCGGUGCCGAAUACACCAUCACCGAGGAGUGCCCGUGCACCGAGCACGGCAAGGGCCACAUCCCCAAGGACUUCACCACCACUGUCCACGAGUGCGACCGCUGCGGCCACAAUGGCGGCCCUACCACCAUCACUCAGACCAUUCCUUGCGAGACUGGUGCUUAUGCUAGUGUCGCCCCCAAGAUGGGCCCCUGGAAGGGUCGCAAGGCCGACGGCUCGGCCGGCGACUGGGACGAUGCUGGUGACUACGAUGCUGAGUGGAGCGACGCCAACGACGAUGGCAAGAAAUGGGGCGACUCUGAUGUUGCUGCUGAUGGUGCACCCAAGUGGGGUGAUGCCGCUGAUCCCGGUGCCGGCGCUGGUGCUAAGCCCCAGUGGACUGAUGCCGACGGCAAGCCAGUUGCCCCUGCCCAAGGCUGGAGCGACUCUGAUGGCAAGCCCGUCGCCCCCGCUACCGGUUCUGAUGGCAAGCCAGUUGCUCCCGCUACUGGUGCUGAUGGCAAGCCUGUCGCUCCCGCGGCUGCUGCUGGUGGCGACCCUGCUGCCUGGAGCGAUGCUGGUGCUGAUGGUGCGCCUGUUGCUCCCGCUACCGGUUCCGAUGGCAAGCCUGUCGCCGAUGCUCAGGGUGGUGCUGCGGCCUCUGGUGCCGGUGCGCCUGCUGACUGGAGCGAUUCGCCAGUGGCACCUUACACUGGUGCUGCCAACAAGGCCGCCCUUGCCCUGUCGACGGUGGUCGUUGGCGCUGUCGGUGCUCUCGCCAUGAUGCUAUAG